Molecule: messenger RNA, 2364 nt
Organism: Saitoella complicata NRRL Y-17804
Lineage: Eukaryota; Fungi; Ascomycota; Saitoellomycetes; Saitoellales; Saitoellaceae
Exons: 4
Coding region: 1-2364 (787 amino acids)
Biological process (GO): nuclear inner membrane organization
Cellular component (GO): chromosome, centromeric core domain; nuclear inner membrane; mitotic spindle pole body
Source: RefSeq, a predicted model, not a curated record
AUGGUGUUUUUCAGAAAGACGAGAUCUAUUACCUGUUUCUAUUGUAAUGUGACGUCGAGAGUUGAGGAUCGAGGCCCGGGAAGGAUGAAGGAGUGGUUGUGUCCGGAGUGUGAUGCUGUGAAUCAUUAUGAUGAGAACGGCAACAUCGCAGACUUCGUCCCCGAACCCAAACCACUCCCUCCCCUCGCCUCCACAUCCAUGGCCACAGCCCCACCACCGCUCUCAUCCCCCUUCUGCACAACCUGCACAACAAACCAAGCCCUCGUCUCACACACCCUAGCCUCCUACCUCCCCUCCGAAGACGACCCAGACUACGAGACCUAUUUGUCCGCAUACCCAGCGUACAAGGAGAACUUGGAGGAGAGGUAUCCGCAGAUAUGUGAAAUGUGCGCACCGAAGGUGAGGGAGAGAUUAGCGCGGAAUAACUAUGUUGCGAAGGCGAGUGUUGUGGGUGGGUGGUUGGAGAGGAGUAAGAAGGGGGAGGGGGAGGUGGAGGGAAGAGGGAGGGGUGGGGCUGUGAGGGCACUUUGGACGGUGGUUUGGGUUGUGAGAGGGGUUGGGUGGUGGGUUGUUACGGUUGUGAUGUUGGCGUGGUAUCUUUCGGGCAUUCACUACCCCCGCGAACACCUCGCCUCCCUCCACAUCCCACCCCAAGUCCUCGACUUCCCCACCUUCUGGUCCUCCUCCAUCCCCCUCACCUCCCCGACCGCCCUCGCCCUCUUCCGUCGCUACAUCAACACCCUCACCCCUUACUCCACCUUUGUCGUCUUCUGGAACUAUAAAUGGCUCGCGGCAGAACGAAUCCCAGGCGCGAAAAUUGUGGGAACACGGGAGAAUAUCAAGUGUAUGGCGGUUUUGCAUGCGUUGAGGUUGGUGUCGAGUCAUGUGUUGGGAGGGAAGUGGGUAAGGAUUGAGGAUGAGGAGGUGUAUGCGAAGGUUUCGCUGGGGUUUUUGGUUGUGUCGAUUAUGAUUUUGGUUGUGUCGAGGAACGUGUUGAAGGUUCAGUUACCGGCAAAGAUUACGUUGAAGGAUAGUGUUGAUAUUCAGGUUCCUUCGUCGCCUAUUGCGGAGGCGCUUGCGGAGUCGGCCAAACGAGAACCGGAAGCGAGUCCGACAAAGCUCGCUCAGUUGCCUGCCGAGCCACUGGCGAGAUCGGCGCCCUUCAACACCCCAGGGUUCUCAGAUCGUAACCCGAACUUCACCGUCCCCCGAUCCAUGGACCCCAUCCUUCCCUCAACAGACGCAGCAGCUGAAGCCGAUAACGACAUUCCCACCCCCUUCAAGAGUCGGCCAAAAAUCAGAACGGACGUUGAGCCGAUGGAUUGGAAUCCCUCACCACCACCCACGGCCAAGGUGUUUGAGCAACCAGUCAGCAAUGGGAGCCCGUUCCAGCAUUAUCGGCCUGGGAGUAAUAAUCCGCUGCCGGUUGAUAUAGUUAGUCCGUACGGGAAGGUGCCUAUCCGGGCCCCAGGUUUCGGGGCACAAACACAGCACCAGUUCGGUUCACCCUCGAACCCCUUCCUUCCCACCCCAAAGACAACCAAAGACGCCGACACCACACUUGCCCCCCAAAAGUUCUUCGCACCCGAGAAACCGACGGGGUUGGAGGGGUUGUUUGGCAGUACGCUGCAGUUAGAGGACGAACCCGUUAUUGUCCGGGCUGUGAAGAGUGUACGCAGGCGGACGCCAUGGUGGGUGUGUAUUUUGAGGGCCGGGGUGGCGGUGGGGUGUACGGGGUUCGUGUGGGUUGGGGUUUGUACGCGGAUGUGGGGGGCUGUGAGUGUAGCUGGUGUGAUGGGUCUUUUGGCGGCUGCGACGGUCAAAAUCAGUGAUACCAAAGUGGUUGGUCAGAGGGUGUGGUUGAUGGAGGUUAUCACGCUCCUUGGUGCGGCGUUUGGGUACGCUUAUGACGCACUAGUCGGGAAGACGGUGUUUGCGGAGAGCAUGGGCUUCAAUAUCACGAGUUGUGCGAUAUGUGUGGGGAUUAUGGUUCACCAUGUUAUUGUUGGGCAUACGGCGUGGUUGGUGGAGCAGAAGGUGAGGAGGAAGAAGAGGGAGGAGGAGAUGAGGCGGCAUAGGAGGGGGAUGGGUUCUUUGAAUAUGAGUUUGGGGUUGCCUAAGGGCAUGGAUCCAAGUGCAAGUGCGAGGAGGGAGAGUUUGGGGAAGGCGCAGGGGAGAUGUGGGUUGGAGAGUAUGUUUGGGAGUACGGUGUUCCAGUUGGCGGGCCAGGGGACGCCUAAGAAAGCGAGUGAUGUUGGUGUUGCUGUUGGUGUUGGUGGUGCGGGGCCCAGGUUUGGACAAACGAGUUCGGUCGGGGGUAGUGGCCUUGGGUUUGGGAGCAUGAAUUUGACGAAGAGGCAUUAG